AUGGACAAAAGUUGGAUGACAAAGAAUAAAUGGUCGGAGGAGUAUGUGAGGGGGGUUAAUGACUUUUUGGAGUUCGCAUUUAACAACGAAACUCAUAAUGGGAAAAUUCGUUGCCCGUGUACGAGGUGUGCCAAUGGCACCUCGUGGGUACGGGGUAUGGUACACGCACAUUUGAUAAAUUAUGGAAUUUGUCAAGGUUACACUUGUUGGUAUGCUCACGGAGAACAGCUUGGAACUACUUCUAGUCAUCAGGCUACUAACACCCCCUUUCAUAGGGAGCCAAUACAUGACGGUUCGAGUGGGAUGCUUGACAUGUUGCAUGAGGUUUUUCCUAUUGUGACGGAUCCUAAUAUGAGUCAAUGCCCUAUAUCUGAAAUGGGUGGGGAAGCUGAAGGAGUACACGAAGAUCGACAAGGUACUAGUCAAUGCCCUAUAUCCGAAAUGGGUGGGGAAGCUGAAGGAGUACACGAAGAUCGACAAGGUACUAGUCAGGGUACUGAAAAGUUUUAUGAAUUCCUCAAUGAUGCUAAGAAGCCACUAUAUGAAGGGUGCACAGAAUAUACUAAGUUUACUGCUAUUGUAGACUUGUAUAAUUUAAAGUGUAUGUCUGGGUGGAGUAAUAACUCAUUCACACUGUUGCUUGAAAAGUUGAGUAAAAUGCUUCCACCAGAUGCGUCGUUGCCCAAUAACACAUAUCAAGUUAAAAAGUACAUGAAGGAGUUGGGGCUUGGAUAUGAGAAGAUUCCGGUCUGUCGUAAUGGUUGUAUGUUAUUCUGGAAAGACAACGAGAAUCUGGAAAAUUGUACAGUGUGUGGAAAAUCGAAGUGGAAGGAUAUUAUGAAUGUGGCUGAGUCAUCUAAAAAAUCGAAGAGAAAACCGAAGAAGAUUUUGAGGUGGUUUCCUUUGAAAUCAAGAUUGCAGAGGCUAUUCAUGUCAUCAAAAACCGCUUCAGAUAUGAAGUGGCAUGCAGAGAAUCGCACGAAUGAUGGAGUACUAAGGCAUCCAGCCGAUGCCUUAGCUUGGAAGGCAUUUGAUUCACAGUACCCCGAUUUUGCUUCUGACUCGCGCAAUGUCAGACUUGGAUUAGCAUCAGAUGGUUUUAAUCCCUAA
Messenger RNA from Corylus avellana, 1110 nucleotides. The record is from RefSeq and is a predicted model, not a curated record. NCBI's taxonomy places the organism in Eukaryota, Viridiplantae, Streptophyta, Magnoliopsida, Fagales, Betulaceae.